AUGCGCCGCCGAAGCCUCGCCGCCGCCCUGCUCCUCCUGGCGGCCGCCGCGGCCCUGGCCGCCCCCGCCGCAGGGAACUCGGAGUCCUCCUGCUCCUUCCACGACCACGGCGGCCACGACGAACCGCACGAGCAUCAUCACCACGGCCACAGCUGCGGCGGCGGCGCGGACCAUGAGCACCACCAUCACCACCACGGCCACGGAGAGAUCCAGCGGCUGCUCCCGGAGGAGAUGGCGGAGGAGGCGGAUCUCGAGCUCGAGUCCUUCGGUUACGACGAGCACGACCAUGACCACCACCACCACCACCAUCACCAUGGCCACGACGACACGGAGACAUCGCCCAUGGGUGUGUGGCUGAGCGCGAUGGGGUGCUCACUGCUGGUCAGUAUGGCGUCCCUCGUCUGCCUCGUCCUCCUCCCGGUCAUCAUCUUCUUUCAGGGGAAACCGUCUAAGGCCAUAGUGGAUUCGCUUGCAGUGUUUGGGGGAACAAAUCAACCAAACAGUGCCACAAAAGCAGACAAAUGGAAUUGCGUCAUCUGUUUGAAGCACAUGCUUGAUUACAUAAAACCGCAGGAGCAAUGCUUGGAGAUUCAUUUCUUCAUCAGCUGCCACAUGCUUUUGGUGGAGGACAUUCACAUUAGCAUGAUCAUGAGGGUCAUGAUCAUGCUCAUGAGCAUGCACAUGCACACUCACUGGAAGAUCUUUCUGUGGGGUUGUCUAUACUAUGUGAGUAUAUCCUACACAUUUGGCAUUGUACUGUUUUUUAUCGUUGAGAAGAUUGUGAGGUAUGUUGAAGACAAUUCUCAAAAUGGGGCUCAUAGCAUGGAUCAUGGGCACCAUCAUCAUAAUCAUAAACGGCAUGAUUCUAGUGAUAAAGCCAAAUUGAAUCACCAAAAGAGUGAUACCGAUGGUAAAGACAUUGAUCACACUGAAGAGGAACCUUUAGUUGAUGGCGCCACUGGAAAAAUAAGUGAUGGGCAGGAAUCAAAAGCUACUAUACGCAAGCAUAACUUCACUGAUGGGAUGGCUCUCGGGAGUGCCUUUCUGUUACAUGGUUCUGUUGGUGGCUGGUCCAGGACUUUAUUUCUGCUUGCACAUGAACUUCCCCAAGAGGUAGGAGAUUUUGGUAUCCUUGUGCGGUCAGGCUUCACGGUAUCUAAGGCCCUAUUCUUCAAUUUUCUCUCUGCGUUGGUUGCUCUUGCUGGAACAGCACUAGCAUUGUCUUUGGGUAAAGAUCCGGGACAUUCCUCCCUGAUUGAGGGUUUCACCGCUGGUGGUUUCAUUUACAUUGCUGUCGCGGGUGUCCUCCCACAGAUGAACGACCAGAAAACAACCCUCAAAAGCUCAGUCGCUCAGCUGAUCUCCCUCGCAAUGGGGAUGCUGAUCGCUCUAGGCAUUUCUCUGGUAGAAUAA
Miscanthus lutarioriparius is the source of this 1413-nucleotide messenger RNA. NCBI's taxonomy places the organism in Eukaryota, Viridiplantae, Streptophyta, Magnoliopsida, Poales, Poaceae. The record is from the annotation of a GenBank genome assembly.